Messenger RNA from Penicillium vulpinum, 717 nucleotides. RefSeq lists its product as uncharacterized. The record is from RefSeq and is a predicted model, not a curated record. Lineage: Eukaryota; Fungi; Ascomycota; Eurotiomycetes; Eurotiales; Aspergillaceae. The coding region runs from base 1 to 717 and encodes 238 amino acids. The transcript is spliced from 2 exons.
AUGUCUUCCUCCAUACUACAUCAGUGCCCGCACUGCGGGCACGUCUCCGAUAUCUCGAAUGCACUUGCAGCUUUUAUCGAGAACCCUCACUGUAAACAGUGCGGCAUGUCUGCUUCGGAAAGCAACACGAAAGUGCAGGACGAACUGGCAGCUCUAUUUGAUAGGCAAAUGAGUAUGACACAACUGCAUCCCGCCCCUAGAGAAACGAUCAUACCAUCUCAAGCGCCAGAAACUGCAUACAGCAUCACCCAACACUACCAGCACACCAACCAACCUACAAGCAUGGAUGUUCUACGACAUCACGGUCUUGAUCCAAGUUCCCUUACUUCGGACCAGCUUACCCUUUUUGAAAACGCCGAUUCAGAACAGAGAGAUCGUUUGAUUCAAACAUGGCAGCUCUAUUCGCAGUUUGGAAAUGAAGCAAAUGCCCCUGCUGGGGACUUUGCCAUGCAUGAUUCUGCUAUGGACGACAGUGGAGAUGGAAAUACCUAUGUUGAUGCUGAACCAUACAUGGUAUCUGGCUAUGAGAACGCCAAUCAAGCUCCCCAUCUCCCGAAAGAGCCCACCACUGGUGAAUCCUAUGUUGGCUCAAAGGACCCGGUGUAUCAAGGUCAACAGUGGUGGGAGCUGACAAAAGCUGGUCCAAUGGAAUCGCAAUAUGGUGCAUUUGAAGAGUCGAGAAGAUAUUACCCUAGCUGUGGUGUAUACCACUAUUAG